Ectocarpus sp. CCAP 1310/34 is the source of this 2431-nucleotide messenger RNA. The record is from the annotation of a GenBank genome assembly. NCBI's taxonomy places the organism in Eukaryota, Phaeophyceae, Ectocarpales, Ectocarpaceae.
AUGCAACGUAUGUUGCGGGUGUACGGCAUGACAUGGAGGGACGAAGAAUACAGCCCUUACGGCAACUGGACCAACAGUAGUGCGCAUGAGCUGGCUCAGAUGAUGACUUACAACGUGUCUGGCUUCGCGGAGUGUACUGGCAGCUCUGGCUCGGGCGUGUAGUAGUCAAGUUGCAGUGGAGACGAUCGGGGGUGCAGUAUAGUCUAUAAGACUACACUAUAGUCCAUAUGCUUGGUGUUGCUUCAUUAUUGAUGCAUACAUCUGGCCCUUGCGUUUGACUGCCACUUGGUGAAGGCUUGGUUGACGAUCACAAGUACAGUUGGCGCCCGUUAAGAAACAUUUUGUUAAGAAAUUUAUGCUCACAUUUUCACGAAAAAUAAGAAAAUAAUAGGGUAAAGAAACAUAGCUCAAUCUGGGUCACACAAAAAGAAAUGUCGUACCACAUAAAUAGCCCCUCCGAUAGGACUUGAGGCAAGGCGGGAAGGCUGUAUCGGGUUUCGUGCAAAGGUGCUCUCCCAUAUCGACCUCGCGACUGACACACAUCGUCUUCUCUGCUGAUCGCUGUGUAUCCAGGUGCGUAAUUUCUACGUGUUGUAUCCUUCGCCGUACUCCGUAACAUGUCCACACCACUGCUCCACACGGAGAGACCAACUAACUGCCACUCGCUGCUACUGCUGACCUUCAUGACGGAUGCUCUUCAACGGGAUUACGACAUGGUUGCGACAAGAUGUCUCGGCAAACCGCUCUGAGGAACACCAGGGAAGUUGACAACAAUGGCCACAUUGGAUGUAUAUCACUUGAACACUUUCCGUGCUCUACUGAUGAUGCUGAUUACCAACACCAAACAUACCAGGAAACCAGCUAACACGAUAUAAACUGAACGCUAUGCCCUACCUACCAUGCACCAGGUGUACCAUUCUCUUCUACUGUUAAGCAUCACUGAUACGCUACCCCAAAGGGUCAAAUAAGUUUUCUUUUUGGUUUGAAAAACGAGUGAUGUACUGCUGUAGCCUCCUUUCCAUCUUCCAUGAUUUUACAUCCAUAUUAUUUAUUUCUCCUUAAAUUCCUAAAACCAGCAAGCUGUCAAUAGACACUGCGCCGUGUCCCCUGUGAAGGUUACAUCUUACAGUACACGACACUACGGAGGGAUUCUCCCCGAUAUUUUGUCGUUGACCCAGUAGAGAACUACAGGGGAUGUAUUGUAAAAUGUAGAUUUACCUAUACAGAUGUUUUUGUGCUUAGCACCAGCUGGCAUCACUGACAAAUCAUCAGUGUAUAGACUAAUAAAGACUCGAAAUAAGUCCAGUACCCAGCCGGUUUUCCUCCACUUACUGAAAAGACUCCACCACAUCCCGUUCGACUGUGGGUAUAUCUCGAAUGGGUAGUCUUCCUGUGCGUGUAUUUAUUUCUCCUUAAUUAAAUGUCUCAGUAAGAAACACAGUGGCGAACGUUGCCCUACUACAUAAGAAACGAGGGUUUACGGGGGAGUGGGUCGAAUAAUAAACAAACCCCACAGCUCUCUCGCUCUUUCCCCCUCUCCGCCGACCCCCCCCUUCCCAAAGUGAGGCGUGGGGUUCUCGUGAAACUGGGGUUGGGUUGGUUCGGAGGGGUAAUUAGUCGCAGAUCUCACCCCGCUUCGCGGCAGGAGUACAACGUACUAGCGCGUCAUCCUCCACUGUGACGAAAGCACGCGUAGCAUGAAGAUACAGUUGGAGUCGUACAGCACGGAUGAAGACGUCGCAAUUGGGGCGUGGGUUCUCCUAGAGGUAGACCCAAAGGAAGGGAGCGGGAGGCGCAAAAGGGUGAGACAACCCCCAAUGUUCGCCUCACGGCGGAGCUUGCAACAUAAUGACGGGGUAGCUUUCGUUGUUGGCACGUCAGCGUGCGGGUGAGGCAUCAUGCGGUAUUUGUGCAUUUGUUUAGUUUCAGCCCUCACUCAUGAGGGGGGUACAGGACCUUGUAGCGAUAGCGAGACGUUGCCGCUGGAUACAUUUCGCUUCUAGGGAGUGGCCUUACGUGCAGCCGUCGGUAGUGAGAAUCGGGGUUGAGUACGGGGGUCGAGGAAAGCAGUGCAAAUCAUUUGUAUAUUUGGAACGUUGUGUAGUAUGCAAGCAGAGAAAUAAGAAAUUGCCGAUGAAAGAAAUUCAGACCUCGAACCAGUCAACGCCAAUGAUAUGGGGAUGAAGUAAGUGUAGACGCAUCGUAGAACGCGUUUUCGUUUGAAGUUGGCGUCUUGUUUGAGAGUAGAUGUGACAGAUGUGCGUAGAAUAGGGUAAGAUGUUAUCAUGAACGGAGAAGAAAGGGCGUUUCCAACACGGAGAUGUAGCAUGGAUCAAAGCGUUUGUUGGAUUUCAGCUUUUACAAGAGGACAUGAACGCAGUAGUGUUUUAGCAAGCUUACGAACGCAUAUAGGAUACCAUGAGGAUUGUUA